Molecule: messenger RNA, 12069 nt
Organism: Anopheles stephensi (Asian malaria mosquito)
Lineage: Eukaryota; Metazoa; Arthropoda; Insecta; Diptera; Culicidae
Gene: Ufd4
Product: E3 ubiquitin-protein ligase Ufd4
Exons: 11
Coding region: 826-10347 (3173 amino acids)
Biological process (GO): protein K63-linked ubiquitination; anatomical structure development; proteasome-mediated ubiquitin-dependent protein catabolic process
Cellular component (GO): nuclear speck
Molecular function (GO): metal ion binding; protein binding; ubiquitin protein ligase activity
Source: RefSeq, a predicted model, not a curated record
UUCAUAAUUCCUUUUUCAUCCGAAGUGGGAGGCACAUCGCGGAUCGGGAUUUUUCUAACUUCCAAUUCACACACAAACGCGCUAGCUGGUAGCUGCUCGUCCCAUGUUUCAUCCGCGCUGUGUCCCAUAAACCACCUCUCACACUAAUUGUGGAGCUCUGGAGCAGUAGCAGUGGCAAGCAGUAGGUGCGAAAAUAUAGAGUGGAACAACCUCACACCGAAAACAAGGGGUAGAAAAAAGCACGAUCGGAAACAUCGCUUGCAGAGGGAGUUGCACACACACACACCCAAAAACACGACAAAAAAACGUAUAAAACUCAUCAGAGCAACGAGGUGUCUUUCGGUUUGGAGUGGUUAUAGUUAAUAUUUUCAUUUACGUGCGUGCGAGUGAGUGUAGUGAAGUGUUUUGCUAAAGAAGAAAAAAAAAAAAGAAAAACACCUAACCAUCUAUAUAGUGGAAGCUUUAGUGUAAACCAAUAUCGUGUGGGUGAUCGCACUAAAUUGAAUGUAAAACGGAAGUAAAAGCACUAGACCGCACCGCAGUAAGGGGAGAGGAAGAAAAAUAGACCGUGUGUCUUUUCGUGUGGAGAAAUUGUUUCCACCACACGCACGCACCCGGCGACAUGACAUAAGCGGGCAGCAAUUGAACGUAAGGAGCGCGGUGUGAAUUUUUUGGUGGCAGUCGUAGCAACCAGCGACACCAGACCGAUCGACCUCCCCGGCUGGCAUCAACAGAAGGCAUCGAUCCCACACAACACAACCGAACACGAGGAUCGCGCUGCUUUGAACAGUUGUUGCUGCUAGGGCAGCAAACAGCGGUGUUAAGAUGGGAGACGUCGAUCCCGAAACACUCUUAGAAUGGCUCUCGAUGGGUCAGGGCGACGAGCGCGACAUGCAGCUCAUUGCUUUAGAGCAGCUCUGCAUGCUACUGCUCAUGUCCGACAAUGUAGAUAGAUGUUUUGAAAGCUGUCCACCACGAACGUUCCUGCCCGCGCUGUGUAAAAUAUUCCUUGACGAGCUAGCCCCGGAAAAUGUGCUUGAGGUGACUGCCCGCGCUAUCACGUACUAUCUGGACGUGUCCUCCGAAUGUACCCGCCGGAUCGUCGCUAUCGAUGGCGCCAUCCGUGCAAUCUGCAACCGGCUCGAGGUGGCCGACCUCGAGAGCCGUACCAGUCGCGAUCUCGCCGAACAGUGCAUCAAGGUGCUGGAGCUGAUCUGCACGCGGGAGGCGGGUGCCGUGUUUGAGGGCGGCGGUCUCAACUGUGUGCUCACGUUCAUUCGCGACAGCGGUUCGCAGAUCCACAAGGACACGCUCCAUUCGGCCAUGGCCGUCGUUUCGCGCCUGUGCACCAAGGUGGAACCGCAGGGAGCGAAUGUGCAAACGUGCGUGGAAAGUUUGAGCACGCUGCUGCAACAUGAAGAUCCGUUGGUGGCGGACGGCGCGCUAAAGUGUUUCGCCUCGGUCGCGGAUCGAUUCACGCGCAAGGGUGUAGAUCCUGCCCCGCUCGCCGAGUACGGGCUGGUGAAGGAACUGCUGAACCGGCUAAGCAACGCUGCCGGAGGUCCACAGAUUUCAUCCGGCGGGGGCGGUGCCGGCAAUGCGACGAUCUCCUCCAGCCUGGGAACAAACUCCGCGUCCCACCCGGAAUCAUCACCGUCAACCGCGCAGCUUUCCUCGUCCGCCCCGAAAACGGCACAGGGUGCGAUGGAAGCGGGCCGGUCGAGCCAAUCGAUCGCCACCACCAUAUCGCUGCUGUCAACCUUGUGCCGCGGUUCGCCCUCGAUCACGCACGAUCUGCUCCGUUCGAAUCUGCUCGAAGCGAUGGAGCGCGCGUUCAAGGGAGACGAACGGUGCGUGCUGGACUGUAUGCGAUUGGCUGACCUGAUUCUGCUGCUGCUGUUCGAGGGCCGGCAGGCGCUCGGGCGCGUCGGUGGUUCGCAAGGUCAGCUGGCGCCCCGGGUGCGGCGUGCCGAUUCCAGCACCGAGCGCACCCACCGUCAGCUGAUCGAUUGCAUCCGCAGCAAGGACACCGAGGCACUGAUCGAGUCGAUCGAUUCCGGCGGCAUCGAUGUGAACUGCAUGGACGAUGUGGGCCAAACGCUGCUCAACUGGGCGUCCGCCUUCGGGACGCUCGAGAUGGUGGAGUUUCUGUGUGAUAAGGGCGCGGACGUGAACAAGGGACAGCGCAGCUCGUCCCUGCACUAUGCGGCCUGCUUUGGACGACCCGGCAUUGCGAAGGUGCUGCUGAAGCACGGUGCCAAUCCGGACCUGAGGGACGAGGACGGUAAAACGCCACUCGAUAAGGCACGCGAGCGUCCGGACGAGGGCCACCGGGAGGUGGCAUCGAUUUUGCAGUCGCCGGGCGAAUGGAUGAUGGCAGCGACCCGGUCGGAUGUGAAGUGUGGCGAGAGCGGUGAUGAGACGGGUGUGGGCGAACCGCGGGGCGAUCCCGAGAUGGCACCGGUGUAUCUCAAGUUUUUCCUACCAACAUUCUGCAAAACUUUCCAGAGCACAAUGCUUGCGAGUGUGCGUCGAUCUAGCUUAGGACUUAUCAAGAAAAUGAUCCAGUAUGUUCAACCGGAAGUGCUCUCGAAACUGUGCUCCUCGGAGGGUCUACCAAGUUACGAGCAAAGCUUAGGCACGCUGCUAGUCGAAGUCAUCGCGAGCGUACUGGACAAUGAGAUUAGCUACAGCUGGCCACCGUUGCCGCAACCCUCAACGUCGUCGUAUUCGCCUCCUCCGCCGCCACCGAUCCUAACCGGGCCGCGCACUAGUUCUAGCGUUGUUAGCAAUAAUACACUCCUAACCAAGCACGGCUGCGCCGAGCGGUUGAGCAAGUUUGUGCAGGCCAAACGGCAGCGGCGCAAUUCUAGCUGCUACAUAAUACCACCGCCACCGCCACUGCUACCGUUGACACCGCCACCAAUCUCGGCAAGAGCAAACCCCGACCCGGACGAGGACGCGGAACAGGAACGGAACGGUUCCGAAAGCAAUAACAAUAGUACAGACACCACCACCACCAAUCCUCGUAAUCGCACCCAAAGCAAUUGGUCAGAUCUUAGCAUUGCGGACGAUGAAGAUGGCCAUCUGGUGGUGCUUACGAUCGUGCAGGAGCUUAUGUCAAAAACGCAAAACGAUUUCCUCGACCAUUUCGCCCGGUUGGGCGUGUACACCAAGGUGCAAGCGCUGAUGGGUGAGCCCAGCUUCGAGGGUAACGACAAUAAUGAGGUGAUUAAAUCGACAUCCGACGAGGGGAAAGCUGCGGCCACCGAAGCGUCCUCCAGCACGGCCACCGUUACGGUAACGGCGAGCGGUUCCGGCGGCCCGGUAGUGGUGACCGGCGGCGCAACGCCGGCGGUGGCCGUAGAGGACGCGAAGGAGAUACUGCACGGCAAGGCAUACCAUUGGCACGAUUGGAGCAUUUGCCGCGGGCGGGACUGUUUGUACGUGUGGUCGGAUUCGGCCGCGCUCGAGCUUUCGAACGGUUCGAACGGAUGGUUCCGGUUCAUACUGGACGGUAAGCUGGCGACGAUGUACUCUAGCGGCAGUCCGGAGAAUGGGAGUGAUAGCACGGGCAAGGGCAAAGCCACCCAAGAUCCCAACGUCCCUCCUAGCGAAGAAAACCGUGGCGAAUUUCUCGAAAAGCUUCAGCGUGCCCGAGCCGCCGUCCGGCAGGGGACGGUGUCACAGCCAAUUCUGUCGGCCCCCAGCCUAGCCCGGAUAGCGGUCGGCAACUGGGUGCUGCAAAGCCAGAAAGAACAUCAACUACAUAUCAACAAUUCCGAGGGCCAUCAGGUGACGAUCCUGCAGGACGAACUGCCGGGCUUCAUCUUCGAGAGCAACCGGGGUACGAAGCACACGUUCACCGCCGAAACGACACUGGGACCAGACUUUGCCGCCGGUUGGAUAAACACCAAAAAGAAGAAGAUGCGCUGCAAGGCCGAGGCACAGAAAUAUCAGCUUAAUAAAUUGGCUCGUGAUUUGUACAACCGGUACUUCAAGGCGGCCCAGGCUAUACCGCGCGGAGCCGUCGCAAAGCUGUCGAAGAUUGUGCAUCAGAUUGAGAUCGCACUCGAGGAACAGCAGUCAUCAUCGAAAGCAGCGCUCGUCUCCAGCUCGACGCAGCAGCUCACUCCAAGCGGUGGCACUGUGGCCAGCGUCAGCUGGCAGGAGAAGCUCUAUAACGCACUGAACGAACUCGUUCACCUACUGAACGAGGACGGUGUGAUUAGUGCGUACGAAAUGUACAGCUCCGGGCUGGUGCAAGCGCUCGUGGCGGUGCUUUCACCCAACUACUGGGACCUGGGCAUGAAUCGCUCCAAAGCGAACAAGUACCAGAAGCAGCGGCUCUCCAUCUUCAAGCGGUGCAUGUACGGAGGGGAAAUAAAAACGGGCAAAAACACGGCCGCCAUCCUGGUGCAGAAGCUGGUCGCGGUGCUGGAAAGCAUCGAGAAGCUGCCGGUGUACAUGUACGAUUCGCCGGGCGGUAGCUAUGGGCUGCAGAUACUAACCAAGAAGCUAAGCUUCCGGCUGGAACGUGCCGCCUGCGAGCAGACACUGUUCGAUCGCACCGGACGCAACCUCAAGAUGGAACCGCUGGCAACCGUGGGCCAUCUGAACAAGUAUCUGCUCAAGAUGGUCGCCAAGCAGUGGUACGAUAUGGAGCGCUCGUCGUUCCUGUACCUACGCAAGCUGAAGGAAGCUAAGCCGGGUACGGUGAAGUUCCGCCAUCGGCACGAUUUCGACGAAAACGGUAUCAUCUACUACAUCGGCACGAACGGAAGGACGCUCGAGUGGGUUAAUCCGGCCCAGUACGGGCUGGUAACGGUGACGAGUAGCGAAGGCAAACAGCUACCGUACGGCAAGCUGGAAGAUAUCCUAUCGCGCGACAGUGUGAGCGUGAAUUGCCACACGAAGGACAACAAAAAGUCGUGGUUCGCGAUCGAUUUGGGAAUGUUCAUUAUACCGACGGCGUACACGCUGAGGCACGCGCGCGGUUACGGCCGUUCGGCGCUACGCAACUGGCUGUUCCAGAUGUCGAAGGAUGGGCUGAAUUGGGUCACGCUGCUAACGCACACGGACGACAAGAGCCUCGCGGAACCGGGCAGCACCUGUACCUGGCCGAUUGAUUGCCCGGCCGACGAGCAGCAGGGCUACCGGCACGUGCGCAUCCAUCAAAACGGCCGAAACGCAUCGGGCCAAACGCACUACCUUAGUCUGAGCGGGUUCGAAAUCUACGGCAAGGUGAUGUCGGUGUGCGAAGACAUGGACAAGACGGCGGCCAAAGAGAACGAGGCGAAACUGCGCAAGGAGCGUCGUCAGAUACGGUCCCAGCUGAAGUACAUCACCGAUGGGGCGCGCGUCGUACGCGGUGUCGACUGGCACUGGGACGAUCAGGACGGCAAUCCGCCCGGCGAAGGUACGGUCAUCGCGGAGAUUCACAACGGUUGGAUCGAUGUGAAGUGGGACCAUGGUAUGCGCAAUUCGUACCGGAUGGGUGCCGAGGGCAAGUACGAUCUGAAGCUGGCGAAUGUGGACGGCUUGGUUGCUGCCUCGUACGAUCUACACAACAGUGGCAUUUCCGUUACAACGGUGGGCGGUAGCGGCAACCAAUUUACAACCGUCGCCAACGUGCAGUGCGACGGUGAGGGUGGUGGCGCCGUUUCGAGCAAGAAAAAAAUCUACGACAAAUCGCUUAACGUGCUGGCGAGCAGGAAAUCAAGCUCCACGCCGAGCUUGCCCGAUGCCACGACGGAAAACCGCUCAUCGGUUGCUUCCACCGAGCAGGCAACGUCGGCCGAUAAUCUUUCCUGGAAGCAAGCGGUGGAAGUGAUCACGGAGAAUGUCCUCUCGUCGGCCCGUUCCGAUCUGGCAACGGUCGGUAGUGGGGGCAGUAGCAACGAUCUGUCCUCGUCGGUGGUAGCUUCCGGUGCCGGCGGCGGUGGUAACAAUCAGGAAGUUUCCGUGACGGUUCACUCGUCGCUGAGCGAACGGGGCAACAACAUCCCGGACCUGUCGCAAAUCAACAGCAGCACGUCCAUGCUGGUGUCGGAUCUGGCCACCAUUACGGAGAAUCUGUCCCUGUCGGAUGGUCCGGUACGGCAGAGCGGCAGCGCUUCGUCGACCGGUUCCGGCCAGCAGUUUGUGAGCAACAUCAGCGGCAACGGUAGCAGUGGAUCCGGUGGCGUUCCCGUCCUGAUGGGCUCAUCGUCCUCAUCCUCCUCCUCAUCCUCGACGGAGGAAAACAACAAAACGAACAACAUUAACGAGACGAACAACAAGAUCAACUUAACGAGCGGUGGUAGCGGUGCGAGCAGCGUUGCCAGCGGUAGCAGCGCAUCCAGCGGUAAGGCCGGCCUAUCGUACCUGCAGACCCGGCUCGACAUGAUGGGCAAGAUGCGGGAAGGUGUCGAUAUGCUGCGCAACAACACGAACAAUUUCCUCUCGUCCGAGCUGCUCACACAAACGAAUCUGCUUUCAUCGGUAAAGAUUGCUUUCCCCCCGAUGCCACCGUCCAGUGGAACCGGAGCUGGGGCCGGAAACAGCAUUUUCGUGGCAAGCACCAGCACCGGCACAAAUCCAGCCGGCUCGUCGGCUUCGUCGGGCGCGAAAACACCCACGGACAAGUUUGACGUGAAGUUUAACAACACAACCGGUGCGUCGAAUGGGGGGGCGGCGUCCACGUUCAAGAAGGUGCUGAACGAGGCGAAACAAUUCUCGACCACGCUGGAUGGAUCUUCUACCGGUGUGCGGGAUGCUACGAACAACUUGAAGAACAACAUCGUGGUGGUUGGAUCGGCGGAAACGGUGCUGGGUGCGUCACAGGACGAUCCCGAUGCGGAUCCGUGUCUGCUCGGUACCGUGUCCGGAAGCGAUGGUGUGAACGUUGUCCCCGUCGUCGUACCCGCGUCCAAUCCGAUGAGUGUAAGCGUGCCGAAUCUUACGAGCAGUGGCAGCAACAAUCAUCCGCCUCAUCACCACCACCACAGCCAUCACCAGCAGCAGCAGCAUCACCAUGCUCAUCAUCAUCCUCCUCCUCCCGCGGACAGUAGCUCGUCGACGGUGCAGAACGAUUCGCAAGCAGCAGGAGCAGCACCACCACCACCGGGACUGUUGGAAACGUUUGCCGCCAUUGCACGUCGCCGUACGUCCGCGAGUGGAUCGAACUCGGCGACCAAUGCUAGCAACAAUAACGAAAACAAUAACGCCGCCAACCCAUCGUCGUCGACCUCCUCUUCGCAGCAGACGAUGCCGAUCAACAAUCAGCUGAUUAGCGGUGGUGGUGGGGGUAGUAGCGGUGGUGCGGGGUUGGUCGGUGGAGUGUUGCAGAACAAUAGCAACUUUUUCCCCCGUGGGCCCAACUCCGUCACCAGCCUGGUGAAGUUGGCACUGUCCACCCACACCGGACUGCUCAGCACGGCGCAAAGCUAUCCGAGCCUGUUCAGCUCCGCUUCGAACAAUAAUGCUUCGGCCGGUGGUCAGGCGGGCGGGAACGGAGGCGGUAGCAAUAAUAACACCAGCAACACCAACAACAUGGUGGGUGUGGGACAGGUGAACCCACUCAAUCCCGCCCUAACCAUGAGCCUCACGUCCACCUCGAGCGACAGUGAGCAGGUAUCGUUGGAGGACUUUUUGGAGCAGUGUCGAGCGCCGACACUGCUGGGCGAUUUGGAAGACGACGAAGACAUCGAGGACGAAAACGAUGACGACGAGAAUGAGGACGAGUAUGAGGAGGUGGGCAACACGCUGCUGCAGGUGAUGGUGACCCGCAAUCUGCUGUCCUUCAUGGAGGAGCGUACGUUCGAGAAUCGGCUCCCGACCGCGGGCAAACGCAAGUCCUGGGACGAUGAGUUUGUGCUGAAGCGUCAGUUUUCCGCACUGAUUCCGGCGUUUGAUCCGCGCCCAGGCAAAACCAACGUUAAUCAGACGAGCGAUCUCGAUGUACCGGCACCACCGGGCAAUGGGCGGCGGGUGGCGGAACAGCACCAGCUGGUGGUAGACCCAGCCGAACCGUCCUCCUCAUCCGGCAAAGUGACCGUACCGGAGGAGCAGGAAGGAAGUCACGGGCCAUCGUCCUCAAUCUCCUCGCUGCCGCAGCCAACGCUUUCGCUAGUGCUGCGCGGUCCGAACAUAAACGGGGUGAACGAUGUGGAGGUCGAUCUGACGCAUCCGGACUGGACGAUUUUCCGUGCGGUGCAGGAGCUGAUGCUUCAAACGUCGAUGCCCAAGCAGGACAAGUUCCGCAAAAUUUGGCAACCGACGUACACGAUCAUCUACCGCGAGGCUAGCCCUGGUUCGUCCUCGUCGCUGUUGGGCGGUGGAAAGGAGGACCUGAGCAGUGGCGAGGAAGGUCGCGCCACACCGAUCAUUUCACUGUACUCGCAGCGAAGCCACGGUUCCACGCUCUCGCCCAGCUCGCCCAUUCCGGGAACGCCGUCUGUGGCUGGUGCCGGCCCUGGUAGUGCCGGUGGAGCGACAUCGGCCGCGUGUGGCAGUACGCAACAGCAGCAGUACUGCUCGGUCGAGGACGUACUGCAGCUACUGUCGCAGCUGAACAGCAUCAACCAGUCGUUGGGUUCCGCCCCGUCCAACAACGACAAGAACUUGAUCCCCGACGCAGAGUCGCACUAUCUAAAUCCGGAGGUGUUUAUGAGCAAGAAGAUCACGAACAAGCUGCAGCAGCAGAUCCAGGAUCCGCUCGUCCUGUCCAGCGGCAGCUUGCCGAAGUGGUGCGAAGAGUACAACCAAACCUGCCCGUUCCUGUUCCCGUUCGAAACGCGCCAGCUGUACUUUAGCUGUACCGCGUUCGGUGCGUCGCGCAGCAUCGUUUGGCUGCAGUCCCAGCGGGACGUUAGCUUGGAGCGUCAGCGCGCCCCAGGACUUAGCCCGCGGCAUGCCGACCAGCAGGAGUUCCGCGUGGGCCGACUAAAGCACGAACGGGUGAAGGUACCGCGCGGGGAGAAUCUGCUCGAUUGGGCCCAGCAGGUGAUGAAGGUCCACUGCAACCGGAAGUCGGUGCUGGAGGUAGAGUUUGUCGGCGAAGAAGGCACAGGUCUUGGGCCGACGCUCGAAUUUUACGCCCUGGUAGCGGCCGAGCUGCAGCGCAGCGAUCUCGGCAUGUGGCUGUGCGAUGACGAGCAGCCGAAGCUGAUCGAGGACGAAAUAGAUCUCGGCGAGGGUAGCAAACCGGUCGGCUACUAUGUGCGCCGCUCGACCGGCCUCUUCCCGGCCCCGCUACCCCAAGACUCGGAUAUCUGCGAGUACGUGUCGAACUACUUCUGGUUUCUGGGCGUGUUUCUGGCGAAGGUACUGCAGGACAACCGGUUGGUGGAUUUGCCCCUCUCGAACAGCUUCCUGCAGCUGCUCAGCCACAGCCGCUCGAUUGCGCGCGGUUCACCCAACCAGCCGCCGUUCGGCAAGUCGUCGGGCCUGAGCGACGAUAUAAUGCUGUCCUCCCUAAUGUCGGAGGAAAGUGAUCGCGAUCGGGAUCUGCUGGUCGAUUCGUACCAGUCGAAGAUGGCCACCAGCGACGGUGCAUGGUACGACGGUAUACUGUCGCAGGAGAACCUGCAGGAGAUAGAUCCGAUCCGGUAUCAGUUCUUGCGCGAGUUGCAGGAGCUCGUACAGCAGAAGCAAACCAUCGAGCAGAACGAUGCGCUCAGCUCGGAGGAAAAGUUGCAGCAGAUCGGGGAGCUGAAGCUAAACACCAAAACGGGCUGUGUGGCGCUGGACGAUCUGGCGCUUACGUUUAGCUAUCUGCCGAGCUCGAAAAACUACGGUUACGCGUCGGCCGAUCUGAUACCGAACGGGGCGAACAUCGACGUGACGAUUAACAACGUGGAGGAGUACUGCAAUCUGACGAUUGCGUUCUGUCUGCAGGAAGGUAUCGCGAAGCAGCUGGCCGCAUUCCACCGUGGGUUCUGUGAGGUGUUUGCGCUGAGCAAGUUGGCCGCGUUUACGCCGGACGAGAUACGGAAGAUGCUGUGCGGUGAGCAGAAUCCGGAGUGGACGCGCGAGGACAUCAUGACGUACACGGAACCGAAGCUGGGAUACACGAAGGAAAGCCCCGGUUUCUUGCGCUUCGUUAAUGUGCUGAUGGGCAUGAACGGAUCGGAACGGAAAGCGUUCCUUCAGUUUACCACCGGCUGCAGCAGUCUACCGCCCGGUGGACUGGCGAACCUACAUCCACGGCUCACGGUCGUCCGGAAGGUCGAUGCGGGCGAGGGUUCCUAUCCGUCGGUCAACACCUGCGUCCACUAUCUGAAGCUACCGGACUAUCCGAACGAACAGAUCCUGCGCGAGCGCUUGCUGACGGCCACCAAGGAGAAAGGGUUCCAUCUGAACUAAAUCAAACACGCGUGAGAAAGCGCACGUUCGAGUGUGUGAGUGUGUGUGAAUUGUUAUAAACUGUUGUUUGUAUUGUUCGGGCAGAACAAACACUGACUGAGUGGGAAAGAGAGAUAUAGGACAAAAACAAGAUGAAUAGAGAGAGAGAGUGUGUGUGCGUGUUAAGCAAAGGUGUGUGCGUGUGUGUUUUAGUAAUUUUUGUAAGGGUUACUACGGUAAACGAAGCUAAGCAACGAUCAGAUACUACUACUACUACACUUUGAAGGGAGCAAAAGGGGUUAGAUGAAAUUUUGAAUCAUUACACUCAAUUUCCUAUCCUCUCCUGAACCUACAACAGGCUACAAAAAGAAAAAGAAGAUGAUAUAUUAGAAGGACACACACGCGCGCACAUACAUACACACAACAAAAGCUUGUUGUAAAAGCAAAAAUACUACUACAAAAGAAAGUGUUUCCUUUAAGUGUGUGUGUGCGUGUGUUGAAGGACAUAAUAAUUUCACCAUUAAAUAGGAUAGUUAGGAUUAAAAACCGAGGAUUAAUCCGAGAGAUGAAUUAGUUCCCCGCUCUCUCUCUCUCACACACACACACUCUUACGUUUUGUACACUCUAAGUACUCCCGUGUAUUGUACCGCCACCGGAACUACACACUAUUAUUGUUGUUUUCCCGACUCACACACACACUCACAAGUCUAGACUUUUUGCUGCUAACUCCUUAAAACUGUGUGCGUGUGGGAGAAUCGUUGAUGUGAAAAAAUGGAUCACCGGUCAUGAUCCAGCCCGGAGGGGUUGAAAUGGAAGGAUCGGUGAGGAUGGAAAGUAAGAACAGAGAUGAAACGAUGAUGGUUUACUAACUAUGAGUUUUGUGAUUGAUUAUAUUACAUUUAAUGUUAUGAAUUAUUGCGUUUACACCAAGCUACUGCAGCGAGCGAGCUGACUACUGGCGGUGGCGUAUGAAUAGAAGCUAGAUCUAAUAGAGGUGUGGUGUGUGCGUGUGUCCGUGUGUAUGAGUGUGUGUGUGCGCACUGUUUGCCCAAGGCAUUAGUAGGAAAGGUUUGGUUUCAUCGUGUGUACUGUGGCCGCCGAGCCCCCCCGAAAGAUAGAGUGUACACACUACACACCACUUUACUAAAUUCAUAAGUAACGGAAUAUGUAGCUAGUUUCGAAUACUACUCUCUGCGUGUGUAUGUGUGUGUGUGUUUGUACGCAACUCCUCUGUAUAUAUGUACGACACUGUUUCACACACACCAAAAAAAGUGGGGAAAAGAAACCAAUAGCAACCAACGACGUGAGCGAAGCGACUUUUGCCUCAAACAAAAAAAGGCGCAUGUGGAAUUGAAGUUUUUGAUUUUUAAACAAAAGAAAUAUAAUAUCGCCCCCUUCACUCUAUAAAUAUAUAUGUAUUAGUAUUCGUUGGAUGGGAAUAGUAAAUGAAGAAAUCCACUCAGACACUCACCGAUCGAUCGGAACGUUCGUGCGGUGUGAAAACUGUUAGGAAAGGAAAAUGCGUAGAAAACGAGUGAGAGAAGGAGAGGAAAAAUGUUAUAGAUGAUUGAGGAACAAUUAUAGCAAAUGAAUAUUGAUUAUAGCUCUAUUCAAAGAUUAUUAAAAACAAAAUGGCAGAACUUGACACACUAAAAUCUUAAAACCGCCCCCACACACACACACACACAACACACACUCUCAGUCUUGCGUGCGUUUUAAGAAAUCUGCACCAACACACCACAC